Molecule: messenger RNA, 2982 nt
Organism: Bombyx mori (domestic silkworm)
Lineage: Eukaryota; Metazoa; Arthropoda; Insecta; Lepidoptera; Bombycidae
Exons: 7
Coding region: 316-1560 (414 amino acids)
Biological process (GO): signal transduction
Source: RefSeq, a predicted model, not a curated record
GAAAUGACAGGUGCGCGGGCGGGCGUCGUAUAGUCGUAAUAAUCGUAGGGUCCGAUCGUUCAGUCGGCAACUAGCUUGCGCGUGAGUCGAUUGUAUGUACACCUGUGUGUUAAAAAACACGGUGAAACGAAUCAAAGAUACGGUGUAUCGAUGUGCUGUGAGUGUAAUUGUUGAGUGUUUUGUGUCUCUGUGCUUGUCUGUCUGUCCUUCCGGUGGACGUUUUCGAUCACUCUGAGCAGAGCAAUCAAAAUGUCCACGAAGGAGUUCUGAAAAUUAAGAUAUUGAUUGCUAUAGAAAAAUACUUAUGAGGUGAUCAUGGAAGCUUCGUCAUCAGACUACAGUGAUGAAGAAGUGGGGGUGAUAGCCCAAGGUCAAAAACUCUGGGUGAGGGGAGUCAGGCAGCAUACAACCUGCGCUGAUAUUGUCCGAGCACUACAAGAUGCCCCUGAAGCGGGUGGUAUGAGUGACCAGGGUGAAUGGGUGCUAGCAGAGCGGUGGCGAGGGGUAGAGCGACCUUUGCCCCCUGACGCACCCGUUCUGCACAUUUUGGCGGCUUGGGGAGAUGCUAGGCAUGAGGUUCGGUUGUCGUUGCGUCGUUUAUCAAGCGGAGGAGAAGAUGACUCGGGAAGGGAUAGCGAUGGCGGGAGUAAGGGAUCCAGAAGACGUCGACGGAGAGAACCCAGAACAGCCACUCCUCCUCCAAGAGCCAAAAGCGAAGACCCUGCCGCCAGACUCGUGUCUAUUAUACAAUAUCAGAGCAGAACCAUACAUCAACAACUCGACAAGUUAAGAGAGCAAGAAAAACUGAUAGACCACCUUGAAGAUCAAACUCACAAGAGUCGAAUGGAGAAACACGGAACUAACUACCUUCUGGAAUCUUAUCUUCGCGACAUUGGAAGGUGUAGUGAAGUUAAUGACAGUCAAGCGGGCAACAGCGACAGCGGCGUCGGUGUCGGCAGUGGCACGCCGCCGAGACGACAUACGAAACACAAAUCCCGAAGAGAAAGACACCUCAUGAGAGAGCACUAUUUCACUAAAGAGUUAACAAACAUCUGCCAAGUCAAUUCUGAAAGACUAAUGCAGACACAUACCGACACAGAUUCCGAUGCAUCGGCAGACGACUUGACCAAGAUAAGAGAAGAAAUAGAGCUACUAGAGAAACUAGCAAUCAUAAACAAGAGAUUGCACCGCGAGGAAGAACUAGUGGUGAGACUCACGGCAAAAGUCAAAAGAUACACUGAAGAAAACAAAGCGAAUAGCUGCGAGAGUGUAGCGCAAGUGAUGAUGCUUCUCGAUAAAAUAGACAACGAAUUAGGAACAACAGCAAAGGAGAUGAAGGAUAACGCUUUAGAAUUAGAAAAGACAGAGAAGGAAUUAGAAUGUCGGGUGAAACUUUUAGAUGAACUCACUUUAGAACUGGACGAAGAGGAAUUGCAGAAUGCUGUUUUGGAAAGACAAUUGAACGAAGCUUCCAGCCGACAGCCAAUCCUCCUUCAAGAUAGUUACGUACCGGUUUUAGAGCAGCCAAAUUUCGGAUAUGUUCUGGACACUCUUGUAUGAUAGUAAUUGAACAACGAACUUUGACCCAAAGAUACAUUUCAAAUUACCAUACUUAUUUACUGAGUUAGGAUUAUUUACCCAAAAUCCCAAUGUUUAUUUACCAAGUGUAUAUUCUUUUGUAUAUAAUAGUAAUUACGGUGCUCAUGAUCGAACCCCACUGCGAAGUGUAAUUAAACAGAAUUAUUUAAUUAUAUGUACCGUUAUUUUAGAUCUCUGAUUUUAAAUAAUAGAAAUUUCUAGAAUAACUUUUAUAAAAUGAACCAGUUGACGACAUUAAAAAUGAUUACAAAGCAAUUAGACUAAAGAUCCGAUUCUACUUUAGGUAUUAAACAUGAUUAAAUUACGAUGCCAAAUAUAUAUUAAACCACCAAGUUAUAGUAAGCUAGGCCUAGUCAACAUUCGAAUCAAUAACUGUUAGCUCAUUUUUUACUUUUCAUAAACAUUAAUCGUACAAAGUUUUACAUAAGGCAGUCCAAAGGUCUAUACAAUCAAUGUUCGAAAUUUUCUCAGCGAAUUGUUAUUAAAAUAAAAUGUCAUCUGGAUGCUGGAUGGCAAAACUAAUGCUAUGGAAAUAAUUAAAGCCAGGUAUUAUAGAAAUUGCAAAUGUCAGUCUUCUACGGACGGAGCAAAAGUCGUUCAGUUUUCGAACUUUUAAAUUGUGCACUUUUUGCAAUAUUUGUGUAGAAUAAAGAAUAAAUUGAAUAGAAAAAUGUAAUGUGUCAUAAGAGUAAGGGCCAAACCUUUUCGAUAGAGGCCGUUGACCUCCAGGUCAACUCAUGUUACAUUGCAUGCAGUAGUAAGUACUUAACAAUGCCUUAACGGAACUUAAUAAACUCGCAAGACGUUCUAUUCAUAUAGUCUUGUGGCGGAUUGUAAGAACAAUACAGCCAUUGGCAGAAACUUCUACACAGAUUGAUAUAGUCUGUGGUAAAGGAAAGGGAAAACCCGCCAAAAUUUAAACAUGUAAAUUUACAUUCGUAAUAUUCUAAUUGUAAAUGUUAUCUAAAAUAUUAUUAUUUCAUGUUAAAUACUUGCAAAUAAUUCCGUUGUUUAAUUAAACCUUGACAGAUAUGUGAUACGUCGACAUACCCCCAAAGUCUCAUUUUUAUUGGAAUAACAUAUUUGACUGACUUCUUAUAAAGGCUUUAUAAAGCUCCGAUAACUCAUAUGAAUCAAACAUAUAUUAUUAUUAAGUAUCACCAGCAUCUAUUUUCCUUUUCGGGAUCAGUUGGAGUGUAAUCAUGUUUAUUUUAUUAAAAUGAGCUAUCAUAUUCUGUAACCAUAAUGUUAUUCUUGGUGCUAUAAUUAUAAUACUUUAAUAUUAGAAAAUUUCAAACAAUAUGUAACAAAACCGUCCAAAUAUUUUAUGUUAAGUAAAGUGUAUCGAAAUUUUGUAUAGAAUAAAACAAAGAUUUAUAAAGA